CAUAAAUCUAGCAAAGCCAUUGUUGAACAUUGGACAAGACAACCUCAAAUCCCCAACUCCUUCUGCGUGUCGCUGCCCCUGCUACCAGGCCAGGAACUAGACUCCUCUCCAUACUUGAAACUUCAAACUCUCCACCGUCACCAUUGUUCGACCGAAAUCCAGAAAUACACCUGCUGAAGCUUUCCAAUCGCACCUUCAGACGAGCAAAACAUAGUCGAGCCGCAAGAGGAGGAAGUCUUACAGCCGCAUGGUGCAAUGAACGAAACGCCGCGACUGCGGUCGGCUUUUCCCACCACUCCUCAAACAGGGUCCCGACAGCGAAAUGGCAACUUUGGUGGCCGUCCUCCUGCGUUCGCCUCGCCUGGGCAGAAACCCUCCCCAAUAACGCGGCCGACCCGAAUACCUAUCGAUGCUAAGUCGCCUGCCGCGCCUGUCAUACCGACAGAAGUCAUUGAUGCGCCUUCGCAGAGAUUCUACGUCUUUGCCUUCUAUGUCGCUUUAACUGCAUGGAGGUUUUACAAUUCAUACAACGUGGAGAACGACCUCGACUCAACAUGGCUGUUCUUGAAAUGGGUGGGCAUCGACGCAGCGUUCUUCGUGGCUCUGCCUGCUUUCAGAAUUCCUUGGUUGGAGUGGUCAUUUGCAACGACCUUCACACUAUGGCUCCUUCACGCCAUUGCAAAUGCAUUCCUCAUGUACAAGAUUCCAAUCCCACUUAUGGCCUGGGCAGGAGCACUGGUCAAGGUGGCUUACGAUCGUGAACUGUCUAUAUCAGAACACCGGGUCAAGCCGGCCGACAUAUUGCAGAAUUCUUCCAUCAUUCUGGGAAAGCAAAUCAUCCAUAUCCUACCAGAAGGCUUCGCUGUUCUCAAUCCAGAGAAGAAAUCAUAUUGCCUCGACAGCUCAACUCCAUCAAUCGAUCUGCCUAUCCAGAUCAACCAGACGACGCCUAUUUCUAUCGAGCUGCAAAGAUUCGAUCUCGAUACAGAGGAGGUUGAGACCAUUUUGAUCAGCGGCAAACAAGCCAGGCAGCUCAAGAAGGCUGCCGAUGGAGCGCAUCACAAAUCCGACCCUAGUCCGGUCCGGACACUGCGUUAUCCUGUAUCCAAAAAGGGACUUUAUCAGUUGCAACGUGUCAUUGAUGCGACAAAGCUGGAGGUCCGCAAACGAAGUUUUGAUGUUGCUGUUGUGCAGUGUCCGAAAGCCUCUAUUUCAGCCACAUCGGAAAAUCGUUGCACAGGAGACUUGAGCGAUGUUUCGCUGCAAGUGUCGGGUGUUCCUCCAUUCAAGGUCAAAUACAGUAAGAACGUCAACCACAAGCAGUUUAGCUCCAUUGUUCAGAAUGUUCAGCCCCGUGCCGACUCCGGGUACGUGUCUGAUGAGGAAAGUUCCCAGGCAGUUGUGGACCCUAGAAAGCCUCAAAUGGGUUGGACAAAGUCUACCACUGAGUCAUUCGACAUCAACGAAUCUUUACAUCAAAAUGGGAGCCAUUCGUACACGAUUGAGGAAGUCGAAGAUGGCUUGGGCAACAAAGUCGACUACUAUGCGAGCAACUCUAGAAAGACGCAAGCUUCUUCGGUCCAGAGUUUGACAGUACACAAUCGACCUCAAAUCAGUCUGGUUGGCUGCAACUCGGAUCGUGCAAUACCGCUGCCAAAGGAGAGCUCUAUCAAUUUACCUGUUCGCGUCCGCACGGUCGACCGGCUACACCCAUCUGACUGGCCUUUGAAACUUAGAUACAGCUUCAGACCAGAAACGGAAAGCGAAGCCGGCUCACCAGAAGAAUUCACGUAUGAAAUUGCGAAUGAUCGCUCUUCGCCACGAGUGAGCAAAGCAGGCCGGUAUAGCAUUGAUUCGGUAGACAGUCAAUUCUGUCAUGGAGAGAUUGUGGAACCUUCUUCAUGCCUCCUGUUUAAUCCUCCGGAGCCUGACCUUGUCAUCGACACCGAGGAUAUUGUGGAUCAAUGCGCGAAGAGUCCCAUUGGCAUGUACAUCAACCUUGACUUCACCGGAACUCCGCCCUUCAAAGUCAGAUACAUGGUUACUCAUCGCGGCAAAGCGCAUCCAAAAGUCCAACAAUUUUCAGGGAUGCGUGGACAGAUUGAGCUGCGUGAAAAAGAAGCUGGUUCCUAUACCUACCAGAUUCUCGAAAUCGAGGAUGAUGUCUAUGGACCGAUCUCUUUGAAGGGAAGAAAACUACCUGAAUUGAAGCAGGAUAUCCGGCCACCUGCGUCUGCCAACUUCCACGGCGGCACCCAAGUCGUUAAGACAUGUCUGAAUGAACCAACUUCAAUGCAGGUCAGAUUCACUGGUCAGGGACCAUGGGAUCUGGACUAUGAGCUUGUCCAUGGUGGAAAGAGGAAAAAGCAUUCCCUUCAUUCGGAAGAGGAAUUGCAGACGAUCGACUUUCCGGGUUUUGCUGAAGGUGGCACUUACUCUGUCGUUCUGACCGGACUUCAAGACAAAUCUAAGUGUCGCACUACAUUGAAGGAGGAACGUCAGAUCGAGGUAAGACCUGGACAAGCACGGGCCGCGUUUGGCGACAUCGAAGGAAAGAGGACCAUUCUAGCAUUGGACGGCAAGGCCAUCAAAGUCCCUCUACGGUUGCAGGGCAUUGCGCCAUGGGCUGUAAAGAUUCAGAUUGUGGACCAUCCUUCCGCCUCGCGUGAGCAUGUGUUCAGAGACGCAAACUCCAUCUUGUCCCUUGAUCGGCAAGGGACUUAUGAGAUUGUCUCAGUGCACGACAGCUGCCCGGGCUUAGUGGACUUCAAAGCCAACAAGUUUCAAGUGAGCUGGAUUCCUCGACCAACGUUGUCCGUCACAGACACUGCGGCUUCGCGAGAUGGCGCCGGGACCUUCCACAAAUCAGCAGUAUGUCAAGGCGAUGAAUCCGCAUUGUCUCUCAGCCUCAGCGGCAACCCGCCAUACCAUGUGAAAUAUCAGCAAAAAUAUGAGCCCGUCAAAGGACCUGCGGCCAUCAGCAACAAGCCCGGCAGUUUUGCAGGCAGCAACGCAAAGAUCAACCUGGACACCAGCAAGGCCGGUGACUAUACCUAUGUCUUCACCGAGCUGAGCGACGAGCGCUACGCUCACGACAAGAAUCACUUUCCUCCAUUAGUCGUCAAACAGGAGGUCUACGCGCUUCCGAGCGCGAAGUUCACCAACCCAGGCAAGACAUAUGGCUACUGCAAGGACGACCCGAGCUUCACGUCCAGUGUCGAGGCACAGACUGAGAACAUCCCCAUCACUUUCACAGGAAGUCCGCCCUUCAGCGUUGAGAUCGCCAUUGUUCACCAUGGCGUAUCCUCACGUCCGGAAAUCAUCCGCCACAAGGACAUCCAAUCAACCACAUACUCAUGGCCUCUGUCCCGGUCGACCCUUGACCUCGGCACCCACAGCGUCUCCCUCCGCUCCGUCAAGGAUGGCCGCGGCUGCGAAACCAUCCUCGAGUCCGAUCCAUCCUCCGUGCGCAUCUUCGUGUCGUCCCCACCGACCAUUAUCGCCCUCGAGUCCCAAGAGAAUUACUGCGUCGGCGAGCAUGUCUCUUUCUCACUGAGUGGUCAAGCGCCUUUCGACGUUUUCUACCAGUUCCAAGGCCGCGAGCGCAAGGCGCGAGUGACCGGCAACGAGUUUAGGCGUCUUGCCGAGUCACCCGGUGAAUUCGUCAUUACUGGCGUAAGUGACAGCGCCAUGGGCAAUGGAAAAUGCCGCGCAAGAAAGGAAAUCAAGAAGACCAUCCACGCUUACCCGACUGUCGAAAUGGGCCGCGGCAAAACCUUGGUCAGCGACAUCCACGAGGGCGGCGAGGUUGAUAUCUUGUUCUCGUUUACUGGCACGCCGCCGUUUGAGUUUACGUACACUCGUUCCGAGAACACCAAGAGAGGUCGCAAUCCGCCUAAUAUCGUCGAAACCCGCCACGAUACGUCUAACGAGUACACCAAGUCCAUCCGCGCUAGUGACGAGGGUGUCUACGAGGUUGUCUCGAUCAAGGACCGUUUCUGCUCGUAUACUAAGCCGAGCCAUAAAUUGGGCGGUGCUGCUGGAACAGGGGGCCAGAAGCGUUUGACUUACUAAGUGAAGUAAGUUCGUCAACAUCUAGAGACAUUGUAUCACGCGUUUCUGGGGAAAUCGGUCAUCGGAAGGGUUCGUUUGUAAGCUAAAUCGACUUUGGUUCAUGAGUGCGGACGGGGAUGGAAGAGCAAAUGUAUCUGUGGCAGAGAGGGAGAAAAGUAUUGCAAGCAAACCUGUUUUCUUUUGGACCUUUAGGGGCUAGGGCCACAUUAUACCUGGGUUAGCGGCAUUCAGUCUUUGAGUAAAAGGUGAAAACAGAGG
This is a messenger RNA of Exophiala viscosa, 4332 nucleotides long. RefSeq lists its product as uncharacterized. Lineage: Eukaryota; Fungi; Ascomycota; Eurotiomycetes; Chaetothyriales; Herpotrichiellaceae. Gene Ontology annotation, biological process: nuclear pore organization; protein import into nucleus. Gene Ontology annotation, cellular component: nuclear pore transmembrane ring. The coding region runs from base 256 to 4074 and encodes 1272 amino acids. The record is from RefSeq and is a predicted model, not a curated record. The transcript has 2 exons. Gene Ontology annotation, molecular function: structural constituent of nuclear pore.